AUGGGUGUUCCUGUUCGUCGAGGGAAUAAAAAUGUGAGUUUUCGCUUCGCUGCUGGAAUGUGUUACACCCUGUCCAGGGAUGUUGCUAAACACUUUGUCUCUUACGAGCCAUUGAAGCGUUUAGUACAUCUCCCAUACAAGAAGGAGCGUGAAGAGGAAUUCCUAUCACUUGGUAUGGAUCAUGAAGAUGUCAUGGUGGGCCGUGUGCUGCAAGUUGAAUCUCCAUACACUCCUUUGGUAUUUGUUUCUGAUUUGACUUGUCGGUUUGAACAUAUUCUUAACGGUAGUAUCCAAUUCAAGAUAAACCCAAAGUCUGUUGUCAUUCAUAAUUUGCAAGAAGACGACUAUGUAAUUCUAAUGGAUAGGUUCGGGAAUGGUACAACGUACAGGCCUAGAUUGCGAUUUUGUCCAAAGCCGAAUCAAAUCAAAUUUCUUUGUUAA
Trypanosoma theileri is the source of this 441-nucleotide messenger RNA. RefSeq names its product putative UDP-Gal or UDP-GlcNAc-dependent glycosyltransferase. The coding region runs from base 1 to 441 and encodes 146 amino acids. The record is from RefSeq and is a predicted model, not a curated record. NCBI's taxonomy places the organism in Eukaryota, Euglenozoa, Kinetoplastea, Trypanosomatida, Trypanosomatidae. The transcript has a single exon.